ACUCAUUCAAUCGCCAACCAGCGUAGAAAACAGUCGCGGAGUAAAUUCGCGUAUUACAGUUAAAAGUUGUGAUAAACCCAACAGAAUACAGAAGACAACAACAAAAAAGUGACAAGAAAAGAAAAACUCAAACGCCGACAACACAGAAAGAAAGAAGAAGACACAACAUUGAGAGUGAAAAUAUUUUUUCACACGGAUGUUCAAUUGAAUAAUCAUGAAAUUUGCUUUAAAUAAAAAUUCAAAUAAAAAUUCAUUGAAAUUUAUCAACCAAAGUGCGGAAUGCAAUAUAAAAAACAUUACUUUUAAUAAUAAAAACACACCCGUUGUUGAAACUGCCGUCAAUAUUAAUAAUAAUUUAAUAGAAAUUAUCCAAGACGAACAACAUUUUAUAAACUUGAGAAAAAUCAAUCUUAUACCUCCGUCUUGAUUGCAACCUUAAAAGUUUGUUUGUUUCGCCUCUCAAAUCUCAAUCUUCAAAUAUAGUGCAAAUUGUAUUUUUUAACUUAUAUUUAAUUUUGAUUUAAAUUUUUUAUUUUCGUAUAAAUUAAAAAAAAAAUACAUAGUCAAACGGAAAAAUACCACAGAAAUUAUCGUAAAAAAGUUAUACACCUAAAAAGGCAACAAAAAAACUCAAAAAAUCGAGUGCAAACGAUUUUGUUCCUCCAUUUUCACUCUACUCACUGAUAAAAAGUAACAGAGAGAGAGAGUAAAAAAGACCGAAGUAAUUAGUGUCAUUUCGGUUGUCGAGUUCAAGUUUCGAGUCGAGAAUUCGAAGUGUGAGUGAAUUGGUGACCUACCUCGUGUUCGGGCAAAAUUUGCAUUAAAUUUGUUUUGUUUAAAUUUUCCUUCGAAAGGAGUUAAAUCGUACGCGAUUGCUGAGAAAGGAGUCAAAAUAAGUAACAAAAAGAGGACAAACAUGCCGAAAAAGAACCGCAAGGGUGGUAAAGGACGUGGAGGCGAUUCCAACUCCGAAGAUGAGUCAGUCAAUGACAAUGCAAGUUUGUAUUCUUAUGUCUCAGAGAAUGCAGCAUCCGUUGAAGAUUCGGAUGAUCUCUCAUCGAAUGAACGAUAUGAAGAGAAAUUCAUGCAAGCCUUAGAAAAUGCAACUGAGAAAUCAGCUCAAACUCGUGCUCAAGCAUUGCAGAGCAUUUGUGAAAUUUUAAUGCAUCGUUUUAUGCCCGAUUUUGUUGAAGAUCGCAAAGUCACUCUUAUCGAUUGCAUUGAGAAAUCAAUUCGUCGUGGAAAAGGUGCUGAGCAAGUAUGGGGAGCCAAGCUGGCACCAUUAUUAGUUUUGCAAUUAGGUGGAGAAGAAGUUGUAUCGAAAGCUUUGAAUCAAUUCUUGCUCACAACUAUGCAAGACAAAUCGGUUAGUUUCGAUGCUAGGGCGAAAUGUUGCACCGCACUGGGUCUAUUGAAUUUCCUUGGUGGUGAUGAUAUUGGUGAUCUCUUGCCAAUGAUGCAAUUCUUUGAAGCUAUCUUUAGUGGAAGCUAUUUGCGAGGUGAUGAUAAGACACCUAUUUCAGUAAAUGCAGAGGCAGGUACUUUGCAUGCUGAAGCUUUGUCUGCAUGGGGACUGCUUCUCACUUUGAUUCCGAGUGGAGAUUUUGUCAAUAUAAUGACCACUGGGCAGCAGAUGCUACCGUCCAUCAAGAAACUCAUGGGACUAUUGCAGUCACCUCAUUUGGAUGUUCGCAUGGCAGCCGGCGAGACCAUUGCAUUAAUUUUCGAAAGUGGUCGCUCUCACGAUGAUGAUUUCUUGGAAGAACACAUUGUCGAUCUCACAGAAGCCGUCAAGCAAUUGGCUACUGAUUCGCACAAAUAUAGGGCAAAGCGAGAUCGCAAGGCACAACGUGCAACAUUCCGUGAUGUCUUAAGAUAUUUAGAGGAGGACAUAUCACCAGAAAUUACCAUUCGUUUUGGUACGGAAUCCCUUGUACUUGAUACUUGGGCCGUUCAUCAUCAAUAUACAGCAUUAUGUUCAGUCAUGGGUCCCGGCAUGACAUCUCAUUUACAAGAAAAUGACUUUAUUCGUGAAAUUUUCCAACUGGGUUCAAAAGUCACUGGCCUUAAUCCAAUUCCCAAAAGUGUUAAAACAUCAAAAUUGGAAAGACAUCUUAUGAACGCCGCUGCAUUCAAAGCACGUACAAUUACCAGGGGAAAGAACCGAGACAAACGUUCAGCUGUUUUUACUUAAAUUUUCAUUUUUGAUUUGAAUUUUUUUUGUUCUAAUUUUUUAUUUUAUAUUUUUUUCUGUAGAUAAAAUGUUGUAUAUUCUCCUUUUUAUUUUUUAACUUUUGAAUAGCAUACUUGGAUAUAAAAUUAUUAUGAUAUUCAAUUACUAGCUGAUAAAUGUGUAUACAGAAACAAAAAGAAAACAAAAAACGAUUUCUAUAGAUAUCGAGUCAUUGAAUUAUUAUAAGUAGAUAUGAAUAUAAUAUACACAUACAUUAUACACAUUUGAAUUAUUCAAAAUUAUAAUUAAAAACAUUGACUUUGAAGAUUUUAUUUUAACUCGAAAAAAUAUACAAACGAGGUACUUUUUGGUUUUGUUUUAAGUUUUCAAAAAAAAAUCAUAGAAAUUAUCUAACUACUCUGAACUCAAAUUGUCUAGAUUAAAAUAUGAACUAAUUCAUUUAGAUAAAAAACUUGAGUGCUUAAAUUAAAUAAAAAAAAAAACAAGAUCAAAUUUACUUAGUAAAAAGCCUAGAUAUUUAGUCCCAAAAAUCAGAAAUUAAAUAAAAAUUUAUAUAAAUUAAGAGAAAACAAAUAAAAUUCAUAUUUUGCUCCUUAAAACAUCAAAUAUUUUAAUUAUUUUUUUAUUUACAAAGCUCACCACAGCCAAUUUUAGAUUUUAUUUAAUAUAAAUAUACAUCAAACAUAUAUAUAUGUGUGUUAAAAUAUAUACAAAUAUAUAUACAUAAAUACACAUCAUUCGGCGAGUUACAAAAAAAAAAAAUCAAUAAAUAAAACAUUUUUACUCCUUUAAAAAUUUUGUUGAAAAAAAAUCCUAGCUAUAUACAAAAUGUAUAAUGUAUAUAGCAAAAAAUAUUAAAUUAUUAAAAUUAAACAAAAAAACAAAUGGAAGUAAAACUUAAAGAAAUAAACUCUUAAGCAUUUAAUGCAAGAAUUUUAUUAUUUUUGUAAAAAAACAAAAUUUGUUGAAGACGCAAAUGAAAAAAAUGUAAAUAAACGUAUACCACAGAUGAAGUCAUUAAAUUAGAACAGAAAAACAAAAUCAAAAUUAUUUUUUGUCCUAAAACAGAGUUAAAUAAUAAUUUUAAUAAAUUAUUAAUAACUAAUAAAUUAGAAUGUAAGCAAUUUAAGAAACAUACAUUAAUAAAUAUAAUUAGCUUUAAAGAAGGGCUCUAAAAAAUUGUG
Messenger RNA from Eupeodes corollae, 3378 nucleotides. It is a transcript of the gene Ifrd1, whose product is annotated as interferon-related developmental regulator 2. Lineage: Eukaryota; Metazoa; Arthropoda; Insecta; Diptera; Syrphidae. The record is from RefSeq and is a predicted model, not a curated record. The coding region runs from base 917 to 2194 and encodes 425 amino acids. The transcript is spliced from 5 exons.